This is a messenger RNA of Dibothriocephalus latus, 705 nucleotides long. The record is from the annotation of a GenBank genome assembly. Lineage: Eukaryota; Metazoa; Platyhelminthes; Cestoda; Diphyllobothriidea; Diphyllobothriidae.
AUGCGCGGUCCCUGUCCCGUGGGGACGUUUCACACACUGGAAACCAUUCGAGCGGGCUCUAGGCUUGCGCCUUACGUUGAGGCCUUUACUACCGUCGUGCCAGUUUGCCGCUCGUGUCACCGACUGUGUAGCCGUUGCUCUGGAUACAGUCAACUACGCAGCACUAAAACGACCCCCGGUUGCCAGGAGUGCAACGGCUACUGGUUCGAGGACAAAUGCGUCGAGGAGUGCCCUGAAGACGCAACAUUUCAAGUGUCACUGGUGGAGGAGUUGAAGCACCUGGAAGGAUUCAGUUCAUCGAAAGUGCAACUGUCACAGAGCGGUGGUCUACAUCUCCGAGGUCCUACCAACCCCAGACGGUCAGUACUGUGGACCCGGCAUAUAGACGGUACUACUGGAAAACGCGACUCUAAGAGCUUUACCGUCGAAUUCGAAUGCCUACCUGACUGCCCGGAAAGUCUUCCCUUCAAGGUCUUUGACCCGCUCACCGGAGAGCAGGCCUGUUACGCCUCAGCGCCCAAUCCCACUGACCCCGAAUCUCAUCCCGUGGCAAGGGGUGGCCAUAUGAAUCAACCAAGACGGGGUCUCUUCUUGGGCGUUGGGGCCAUCGUGUUCUUGAUCAUGCUUUCCAUCAUUUUUGUCUGUGCUGUAAUCGCCUGCGCACCGCGAGUCUUUCAUCCUGGGGACGCCACCGAGAAGACACCC